Pseudomyrmex gracilis is the source of this 2104-nucleotide messenger RNA. It is a transcript of the gene wbl, whose product is annotated as endoplasmic reticulum resident protein 29. Gene Ontology annotation, cellular component: endoplasmic reticulum; endoplasmic reticulum lumen. The record is from RefSeq and is a predicted model, not a curated record. NCBI's taxonomy places the organism in Eukaryota, Metazoa, Arthropoda, Insecta, Hymenoptera, Formicidae. Gene Ontology annotation, biological process: protein secretion. The transcript is spliced from 3 exons. Bases 194 to 934 code for a protein of 246 amino acids.
AGCAUAAAACGGACCGCGGCCAUUUAAAGGACUUUACAUUAAACUAACCUCUCUUAACUGGACACCGGCCUAUUGGAGUAAAACAAUUUGAAUCACAUAGAAAAAGAAAUUAUUUAAAUUUAUUAUUUUUUUAAUUAAUUCUAAUUUUUCAAGUUUUGCGUGCACACAAUUAGUGUAACUCAUAUAGAGUAUAAUGAGACUGAUCGUCGUAUUUAUCUUCGCUGGUUUAAUUCAUGUUUCUGUCAGCGAAGACUGUAAAGGAUGCAUUUCCUUAGAUUCUUAUUCAUUCGACAAGAUGAUCUCAAAGUUUAAAGCAGUACUCGUUAAAUUUGAUGUUGCAUUUCCAUAUGGUGGCAAACAUGAACAAUAUGGGACUUUGGCAGCUGAUACCAAAGAUUCGCAGGACCUGUUAAUAGCUAUAGUAGGUGUAAAAGAUUUUGGCAAUAAAGAGAAUUCUGAUCUUGCACAACGAUACAAUAUCAAAAAGGAAGACUUUCCAGUAGUUUUGCUAUUUGUCCAAGGCAAAUCUGAGCCCGUUAGAUUCAUUACUGAGAAAGAUUCUGAUUUUACUGGUGAAAACUUGAAACGAUUUAUCAGAUCUAACACCAAUGUAUAUUUGGGUUUGCCAGGAUGUGUAGAAAAGCUGGAUAAGUUAGCAGAAGAAUUUAAAGUUGCAGAAGAACAGGAAAGACAGAAAAUAUUAAAGAAAGCAAGAAUCUUUGAAGAAACUUUACCGGAACAACAACAAGAAGCUGCAAAAAUUUACAUAAAAACCAUGGAAAAGAUUUUAGAGCGAGGAAAUGUAUUUGUACAAACAGAAGAGACACGAAUACAGGGUCUUCUUUACAGAGGAAAACUAUCUGAUCAAAACAAACGUGCAAUAGAAGAAAGACGAAACAUUCUACAGUCUUUUUCAAUAAGAGACGAGCUGUAGAUUUGUUGAGAUAACUAAUAAUUAUUUAUAAUUGAAAUUUUUUAGUCCACGCAGUAUUUAUAUUAAUUUACAAUUGGUUUUUAUAUACUCGAAGCAAGUCAUCACUAUCGUCACUCCUUACGUAUAAUCCCGUAACUCCAAAACGCAAGUUUUAGAGGAAAGCAGUUUAAAAGUUUAAAGCUUCAUGUUUCCCUAGUUAAAGGAUCUUUCGGUUUCAAAUUUUUACCGUACUUAUGAAUAUUUUUUUUUUUAAUAUUUGGUGACCAUAUAAAGAACAUGAUUUUCUAAAAGUGUCACUAUGCAAUAAACUGAGAAAAUUCCGUAUAUGUGACACUUAUAUAAUUACACGUAGGGAGUGUAAGAUAUUAUGUGCACAAGUAACAAGAAAUAAUGUGUGCUGAUAUUUAAAAUAGUAUAAUAAUAUUACAUUACUUGGUCUUUUGAUAAGAGAGAACGGAGUAAUGACGCUCACUUAAGAAAAUCUAUUAAUAUCUUCAUAGUUUUUCAUCGAAUAUAUAUACUCUUUUUGUUAUUCAUAUAUGCUUAUACCUACGUUAUUUUAAAUUAAAUUUUAUAGAAAGUAAAACAUUAGAUAAAGGCUGCGUUCGGGGAACACACUAUCUGCAUCAUUCUAUCUUUGUCGCUCAUUAGAUGAAAAACAAAGACAUAAAGCAAAUAGCGGGCUCCGCAAAUGCAGCCAAAAAGUAAUAUAUAUCAUUCAGAAUUCUUGUAAUUGAAGUGAUCGGUCCGACUCGUUGAGCGCCGUGGCUGUUUUCGCAACAUUCUCUCAUAGUGAAGUGUUUUAUUGUGUGUGUUUUCUAUCACAAAAUAUAAUUUAUACGCUUAUAUGUAUAUAGCUGUUUUGCUUUACAAACAGAACAUGCAAUCAAUAAUUAUAAAAAAUAUACAAGUCAUUUAUUAAAUGAGUAUGAAGGAACUUUUAUUUUAUAUAAAAUAACGUACAUACUGAGUUUUCCUUAUUGUUUACACAAGUUCUCGCAUUCAUUCCAGUACUGCCAUUUUGUGUUACUCUAUUGUCAAAAGUUUAAUAUAUUUAUAUAAAUUUUGUUAUACCAUACGAUGUUAUUCGUGUCAAAUUUAGAUUUAAUAAGAAGAUAAAUAUAUCUUUUUUCGUCAAUGAUUACUAAAGUAUUUAUCUGUGUGCUCAAA